This is a messenger RNA of Ostertagia ostertagi, 633 nucleotides long. Lineage: Eukaryota; Metazoa; Nematoda; Chromadorea; Rhabditida; Trichostrongylidae. The record is from the annotation of a GenBank genome assembly.
AUGCCUGAAGAUCCCACUUCCCAGCCCAAGACCAUCACUCUGAAGCUCUAUAUGAAUCGUGCUCCACGGCUCACUGUCACUUAUAAGGACAAGCACGAACUAUUCGAAAUAUUCAAGAAGAAGACGCAAGAACUAGGCAUUCCGCCUGAAACCGUUUUCUGGAUUGAAGAUGAAGGAGUGCCGAUAAGGUUGAACAACGCCAAUACCCUGAUGGGAGCUGCCCAGGGAUCAUCGACGCUUCGUCUUUACGCCUGCGAUACUGAAGACGAGGAGAUUUCCUGCUCUAGCUGUGAUGAGCUCGCUGUCGGUAGACGACCAUGGAAGCGACAUGGUAGACACCGCUCUCGCAGUCACUCCAGACGCAGAAGCCGUAAUCGAUCUCGUUCAAGAGACCGCUCCAGGAGCCGUGACCAUUCUCGGGGUGGUCGAUCUCGUUCUAGAGAUCGUUCCACUAGUCGCGAGCGCUUCCGUGGACGUCACCUUCGCCAUUUACGAUCUCUUCAUAGACAUCGCCCCUUUCCAGGACUCGGUCCUUUCGAUUACCGCAUGAUGGACCCCCGCUUCGGACGUUGUCCACCCUUCUGUGGUGACGGUCGCCGCGUUGGUGGACGUCAUGGUUUCCAUUGGCCGUGA